AUGGUCCGCCACAAGAAAGACAAUUUCUCAUCGCGGGGCAAGCACUCCCACCGCGGAGGCCCCCGAAGCGCCCGCCAGAUCGCCGCCGAGAACAACAACAACACCACCACCACCACCGAAGCCAACUCCAACAACACCACCACCGCCAACAACAACCACAACCGCGGCAGCGGCGGCGCUAGUUCCCGCCCCGCCUUCAAAGCCGCCUGCUGGGACCUCGGGCACUGCGACCCCAAGCGGUGCUCAGGCAAGCGACUGAUGCGACUGGGCCUCAUGCGGGGGCUGCACUUGGGGCAGCGACACGCCGGGGUGGUGAUCACGCCGAACGGCAAAGCGACGCUGUCGCCGGCGGACGCGCCGCUGCUGGACCAGUACGGCGCGGCGGUGGUGGAGUGCUCGUGGGCGCGCACGGGCGAAGUGCAGUGGAGCAAGGUGGGCGGCAAGUGCGAGCGGCUGCUGCCGUACCUGGUCGCGGCGAAUACGGUGAACUACGGCAAGCCGUGGAGGCUGAAUUGUGUGGAGGCGCUGGCGGCGGCGUUUGCGAUUUGUGGGCAUCUGGAUUGGGCGGAGCAGGUGCUGGCGCCAUUUUCGUACGGGGACGCGUUUUUGGAGAUUAAUGGGAGUUUGUUGAAGAAGUAUGCGGCGUGUGAGGAUGAGGCGGGCAUGAAGAGGGUUGAGCAGGAGUGGAUGGAGCGGUUGGACCGGGAGUAUACUGAGAGUAGGGAAGAAGGGGAUCCGGAUGAUUUGUGGGCCGGCGGGAAUCGGAAUAGGAGGAUUCUCGCGGACUCGGAUGAGGAUGAGGAUGGCGAGGAAGACGAGGAGGAGGAGGAGGAUGGAGACGAAGAAGAUCAGGACGACAAAAGCGUAGACGGUAUCUAUCUUGGCAGCAAACCACCCCCGAAAGGACAAGCGCACCAGCCGGAAGAAGAAAGGGACCCAUUCGCAUUAUCAUCCGACAGCGAAGAGGACGAUGACGCCGAAAUGGAAGCCAUCCGCCGCAAGAUCAUCGCCUCGAAGCCCUUCUCCAACCCCGAACCGGACGAGAAAAAGCCCCUCGAAACCGUCGCCAGGCCGCAACCGAAAUAUAAGCCAGAUUCAGACGCCGAGCCCGAUUCGGAUAACGGGUCCGAUGACGAGUUUGACAACAUCAUUGAUGCGACGCCGGUGACAGAUAGGAUGGGCUUGGUUAAGCUUGAAAAGGAGAGGGCACGGAUUACAACAACAUCCAGGACAUUCUCGUCCGGGGGUGUGUCUGCACCGUCGAGGUGGUAG
Messenger RNA from Chaetomium globosum CBS 148.51, 1272 nucleotides. RefSeq lists its product as uncharacterized. Lineage: Eukaryota; Fungi; Ascomycota; Sordariomycetes; Sordariales; Chaetomiaceae. Gene Ontology annotation, molecular function: rRNA small subunit aminocarboxypropyltransferase activity. The record is from RefSeq and is a predicted model, not a curated record. The coding region runs from base 1 to 1272 and encodes 423 amino acids. Gene Ontology annotation, biological process: maturation of SSU-rRNA. The transcript has a single exon.